UAAAUCGCGCAUGCGCAGAGGGCGGAGCCUGCGGAAGUCCUGACGGAAAGGUCUUUUUGUUUGGACCGCUGAGAGAGUCGACACUCAGUUUGAUUCCCCUGGUUAACAACCGUUUUUUAUCUGCAUUACUUUCGGGUGUCUUUUAUGAGUAAUCAAAAGCAGCAAAAGCCGACGCUAACAGGCCAGCGGUUCAAAACGAGGAAAAGAGAUGAAAAGGAGAGGUUUGACCCUACUCAGUUUCAAGAAAGUAUCGUACAAGGCUUGAAUCAAACUGGCACUGAUUUGGAAGCGGUCGCAAAGUUCCUUGAUGCCUCUGGCUGCAAGCUUGACUACCGCCGGUAUGCAGAGACUCUCUUUGACAUCCUGGUGGCUGGCGGGAUGCUGGCCCCAGGCGGGACUCUAUCUGACGACAUGACCCGCACUGAGUUCUGCCUCUUCACGGCACAAGAAGACCUUGAGACAAUGCAAGCAUAUGCUCAGGUUUUUAACAAGCUGAUCAGGCGUUACAAGUACCUGGAGAAGGGUUUCGAAGAGGAGAUCAAGAAGUUGCUGCUGUUUCUUAAGGGGUUCACUGAGUCUGAGCGCAACAAACUGGCCAUGCUGACCGGCAUCCUGCUGGCCAACGGCAACAUAUCAGCCUCAAUCAUUAACAGCCUCUUCAACGAGAACCUCGUCAAAGAGGGAGUAUCUGCAGCCUUCGCUGUCAAGCUGUUCAAGUCAUGGAUCAAUGAGAAGGACAUCAACUCUGUUGCUGGCAGUCUCCGCAAAAAUGGCAUGGACAACAGGCUGAUGGAACUCUUUCCUGCCAACAAACGGAGCUGCGAGCAUUUUUCUAAGUACUUUACCGACGCCGGGCUGAAGGAGCUGUCCGACUUCGCCCGAAACCAGCAAUCCAUCGGCGCCCGCAAGGAGCUGCAGAAGGAACUCCAGGAGCAGAUGUCUCGUGGUGACCCUCAGAAGGAGAUAAUCGCCUUCACCAAAGAGGAGAUGAAAAAGGGCAACCUCUCCGAGCAGGCCAUGAUCAGCAUCAUUUGGACCAGCCUGAUGAGCUCCGUGGAGUGGAACAAGAAAGAGGAGCUGGUGACCGAACAAGCCAUCAAACACUUGAAGCAAUACAGCCUUCUGCUGAAAGCCUUCACCUCCCAGGGUCUGUCCGAGCUCAGCCUGCUGCUGAAGAUCCAGGAGUACUGCUACGACAACAUCCACUUCAUGAAGGCCUUUCAGAAGAUUGUGGUGCUCCUCUACAAAGCCGACGUGUUGAGUGAAGAGGCCAUACUGAAGUGGUACAAUGAUGCCCACGUUGCCAAGGGGAAGAGCGUUUUCCUCGAGCAGAUGAAAAAAUUUGUCGAGUGGCUGAAGAAUGCUGAGGAAGAGUCAGAAUCGGACGAAGAGGAGACCGACUAAAACCUCCACCGCCAGAUGAGCUUUUUUCACCCCUUUUUUUCUUUUUAUAAGUAGCAGCAGGAGCAGUAGAAUGUCUUUUUCCCUUCUUUCUCUUCUACCUCCUGUUACUUCUUUACCCCCAAACACACACACACACCCUUCCACCACUAAAGUAUCCAAUAUUUUUUUUUUUUAAGGGCUCAGUCCUUAUUCGUAACAUGUUUAAGUGUCUCGGCUCACAGUGGAAGUGGGAAAAGAUUAAUACUUUUUUUUUUUUUUUUUUCCUUCUCUGUAUUAUUAUUAUUGUUGUUUUUCCUUCUGUAAUUUGGAUACAAAUCAUUCCAUGUGAUCUCUAUGGCCUCCACUCGAAUCAAUUGGAACCAGAAUUGGUUUGAUAUCCGGGUUUGCCAUGUGACUAUGAGGCCGACGAAAACGCAGUAUUGCCAACGUUUCCUUUUUUUUUUCUUUUUUUUUUCGCCCUUUUUAUUGACUUUUUUUCAUUUUGCCCAGCUCAUGUUUUGGCUCCUGUUGGGUCUCAAACUUUGCCUCCUUCCUCGACUUUUGGGUAAACCUGUACCGCGUGUCUAAUCGCUCUGGUCAGUCCGUCAGAAGACGCCCUGUAAGAUGCCUCGCCAGCUAACUGAUUAUUAUUGGUUUCUACUUUCUUUAAUCUGAUAUAAACCAAUUGACUUUUUUAUGAAAAUAAAGAUUAUUGAAAUGGUA
Molecule: messenger RNA, 2106 nt
Organism: Centropristis striata (black sea bass)
Lineage: Eukaryota; Metazoa; Chordata; Actinopteri; Perciformes; Serranidae
Gene: bzw1a
Product: basic leucine zipper and W2 domains 1a
Exons: 12
Coding region: 145-1404 (419 amino acids)
Cellular component (GO): membrane; cytoplasm
Molecular function (GO): protein binding
Source: RefSeq, a predicted model, not a curated record